CGUAGAGAUGUCACAACCCGGUUGCCAUAUUUGUUAGCCAACUUAUUAGUCCACUCUUCAUCUCUGUUUCAGCGUUUACAAACAUCACCCCCCCAGAACUAGAAUUAUUUACCCCAAGAACACCAGAAAUACCCUUCAGAUCGAUUCAAACACACCAGCUUUCUUCUGGUGGAGAAGAACAGGAGAGACACUCCGAGCUUGGGUACUAAAAGGGAUCUCCUCUGGGCCAGGUAUCAGCCAUGAACCCUGAAUACGACUACCUGUUCAAACUGCUGCUGAUUGGAGACUCUGGAGUCGGGAAGUCCUGCCUUCUUCUCCGAUUUGCAGACGACACGUAUACAGAAAGCUACAUCAGCACGAUCGGCGUUGACUUCAAGAUCCGAACAAUCGAGCUGGACGGCAAGACCAUCAAACUACAGAUCUGGGACACGGCGGGUCAGGAGAGGUUUCGCACCAUCACCUCCAGCUACUACAGAGGAGCUCACGGCAUCAUCGUUGUCUACGAUGUCACAGAUCAAGAGUCGUUCAACAACGUGAAGCAGUGGCUGCAGGAGAUCGACCGCUACGCCAGCGAGAACGUCAACAAACUGCUGGUGGGCAACAAGUGUGACCUGACCACCAAGAAAGUAGUGGACUACACGACAGCCAAGGAGUUUGCGGACUCCUUGGGAAUCCCGUUCCUGGAGGCGAGCGCCAAGAACGCCACCAACGUGGAGCAGGCCUUCAUGACCAUGGCGGCAGAGAUCAAGAAGAAGAUGGGACCCGGUGCCGGUGCGGGCGGAGCCGAGAAAUCCAACGUGAAGUUCAACAGCCAGCCGGUGAAGGCGUCCGGCGGAGGCUGCUGCUGAGUCCGGACCUUCGCCCCGGCACACGGCAAGCGCACAAAGCUAGAGUGAUGUUACCUACCACCAUACGCCGGAGCAGACGCACAGUGGAGGACGGAGAGUGUGUGUGUGUGUGUGUGUGUGUGUGGUUGGGUGGGUGGGUGUGUGUGUGUCUGAGAGAGUGACUGAGUUAGCAAAUUUCAAAUCCACAUUUCCUCCAGCACCAAGCUGCACAUUUCCAAACCCAUUUUUGAUCCCUUGAGUGGCAGAAAGGUGUCCUGUAUUGAAUUUUAUCACUGGAGGAUGUCCUCGAUCAGCCAGGACAUGUUCUGGUGGAGCUUGUUAGCUGUUAGCUACAUUAGCCAGCGUCUCCUGUGUAAACCUAAAGAAGUAAACAGCAAACAUCAGACACCGAACAUGUCUUACCUGAUGCCUUUAUUUUCUCCUCUCUCACAGCCGGGCAAAAGAAGUGAAGUUCCUCACGGUGUAGAUGUUUCAUCUCCUCUCUCGCUGAGAUUUAUUUAUGUUCUGUCCUUUUAACACACCUUUUAGUGAUCAUACGGUGCGUUAAAUGAUGUAGAGUGCAUUAUGGGUAUUCUGUACCCUGUAGAGUAAAUCAGACACUAAUCAGAGCGGUGCAUUAUGGGAUCUCCUCACUAUCCAGACCAUGUCAGAUUUUCUCUGGUUACUGACAGCCAAUCAGAGCAAACCUAGGGGGCAGAAACAGCUGCGAUUGGUUAACAGGCCGGACGACGUAAGGGUUAUUUUAAUCAAGUCACAUGAGGACAAUUUCCUUUUAUGUGACGAAUCUGGAAAGUAAACUGACUUUGUAAUGUUUUUUCCGAAUACUUGAGCUUUAGCAAAGAAAAUUAAUGCUAUAUAAAAAAAAAAAUCACCUCAAGUUAGAUAUCACCACUUAAUUCAUUAACUAGUUAGCAAGACCGCUAGUUAGCCGAACGCCAACUGGUUAGGAAAACGUUACAAAAUGUGUGUGAGGAGCCGAUUUGCACUUUUAGCUUGUAAUGAGACGUCAGGAGUGUGUUUUUAAAGUUAUACUAAAGACAGCGUGAAGACAUGACACUAUUCUAUAAAGUUAGGGUUGGGAGAAUCAGCUGGACGUCGUGUAUCGACACGUUUUAUUCACACAUCUGUAACGUUAAAACCAGACCUAGCCUCGCUCGAGGUUCUGCUGCUGUCUUCUGAGGACAAAAACAUGACACACGAGUUAAAUCCCACACUUACACCACACUUACUGUAAACAAAGGUGUUUAUUUUCCGUAAAGAUCCAUAAAGCGAAGGUUACUUUUUAAACCCCCUUUUUACCUCCACUUUUGUCUACAUGAUUGAUGGGAAUUCUGCACUGUUCGCUAAUUAACAGGGUUUUUUGUCCACUCACUCGCUCCGUAUGAGCUCCAGGCCUCCAGAUGAACUGUAUAUAUAUAAUAUAGUAUUUAUGUACAUCUAUGGGAAUGUAAGAACUGAUUUUCACAUACUGUGGAGAGCGAAAUGAAGAAACGUGAGGAUGUGUGGGCGUGUCAAAACAUCACGUCUUUAUUAGAUACGGUUGGGGGGGGGGGGUUGUGGUGAAGUUCAUUUUUUUUUCCCCCCGUUUGUUGUUGAAUAAUGUUUUCGAUAAAAUAUGGAAUUCUGGAAAUGUUUAAUAAAAGGGUUUUAUCUGAACCUGUAUGUUUCUCUGUGUUGUUUGUUUUAAUGUUAUUAAGCCUAUAAAAUUCGAGCUGU
This is a messenger RNA of Hemibagrus wyckioides, 2564 nucleotides long. It is a transcript of the gene rab1aa, whose product is annotated as RAB1A, member RAS oncogene family a. NCBI's taxonomy places the organism in Eukaryota, Metazoa, Chordata, Actinopteri, Siluriformes, Bagridae. The record is from RefSeq and is a predicted model, not a curated record. Gene Ontology annotation, molecular function: GTPase activity; GTP binding. The transcript is spliced from 6 exons. Bases 240 to 848 code for a protein of 202 amino acids.